This is a messenger RNA of Moneuplotes crassus, 2664 nucleotides long. Lineage: Eukaryota; Ciliophora; Spirotrichea; Euplotida; Euplotidae. The record is from the annotation of a GenBank genome assembly.
AUGUCUCACGACGCCUACCAGAUGCAAUGGGCUGAAGCUAUGAACGAUCUGCAGGAACAAGUCAGAGUUGAACAGGUCCCAAAAGAACCAAAUGAACUUGGAGUUGAAAACUGUGAAGAAUGGCCACCAGAAGAGUUCUUUCAACACUUCGCUGUGUUGUAUAUCAAAUACAUUGAGAUUUAUAAGAAACUAGAGGAAUGUUAUGACCAAAUGGUUCAUCCUCAAAAGAGAGCUACCAUUAAGCCAGCCUUAGAAGCAGUCAUGUCAAGGAUUGCACUUAUUAAGAAGGAUUUGUCUGAUUAUAAUCCUAGGAGAGGUUCAAUCUAUAUCCAUCUUGAUCAGCUUCUGUUCGAUCUUAAGUAUGAUCCCUCUGUGAUUGAAAUCCCUGUCCCAAGAUAUUUCAAGGAAGAUGAUCAAAUUCCAGUAGAUAUAAAGUUCAAGGAGCAACCUGAGAAGAAGGCCAAAAAGAAGAAAGGUAAAAAGAAGAAGAAAAAGAAGGCUGCUAAAGAUGAUGAAGAAGAGGUCAAAGAGCCACCUCCAAGUCUUGAACAAAAGAGACAACUUUUGGAUGGACUCCUGUCAACUUACUGUGGAACCGACGAGCCUGAGCUAGAGAUAGUUCAUGAUCCCUUCACCUUUGAUAUGGAUAUCAUUGACGCAAUCAGGAUGAUCCAGAAGCAUGAAAGAGGAAGAAACUACCGAAAUCGUAUCAUCGAUAUCAUCAAUAGAUGGGGGAACGAGGACGAAAACUCAAGAGGGAAGGGCGGAGCCAACAUCCAAUCAGAAAAACCAUCUAAAGACGAGUCCUGCAUUAUGUUCCAGAAGCUUUUCAAAGGAAUUGUUGACAGAAAGAGGAUUGAUCAAAUCCGUAAUGAAGAGCUCUCCUUCCUUGGGAUGGCUCCCAAACCAAAGGAUUUGACUGACAAGACACAGGACCCUAUCAAAAAGGCUGAAGAGACUCGUGAGGGCAGAAAAGCAACCCAAAUAGAGAAAAUGAAGGACUACGAAAACGCGAAGGUUGAUCUAAAGGACGAAAUAAAGGAAAGUCAGGGUCCUGAAAUUCAAGAAUCGAUGCUCCAAGAACGUCGUGAGUGGAUUACCCAAGAGAUCCAGCGCAAAGGUGGUGCCAUCCCAACUUCCCUUGAAGACUUCUACAAACGUGAUGAAGUCGAGGCCCCUCUUUCACCCGAAGAAGAGGAGCUCAAGAAGAUGAUGGAGGAAGAAGAAGCCAAAAAGAAGAAGAAAGGCAAGAAAGAGAAGAAGGCUGGAGGAGACGAUGACGAGAAGGAAGACAUCAAGAUGAAAUUUGGAGAAUUCCAAGACGGUUUCAAUGAUAAGUGGGCUACGAAGGAUGAGACAGAUAAUUUUGACCAGGACUAUGACACUGAGAUGGUCAAGGAUGAAGUCAAACCCGAUAUACAGAAGGAGUUCAAGAAGGAAGUUGAUGAAAUGAUAAUGCUAGAGCUUGAGAAUAUUAAGAUUAGCCAAGCUGGCUUCAAGGAAAAGAAAAAGAAGAAGAAAGGAAAGAAAAAGAAGGGAAAGAAAGGCAAGAAGAAAAAGAAGAAGGAUCCUGAAUGGCUUAACUGGCCUAAGAAGAUUCCUGGGCUCAAGCAGAUAAAGAAAAUGAGCUGUGUUGAAGAUCUACUUGCUGAAUUGGUUCAAAUGGGAAUUGCUAAGAAGUUCCCAGCUCAGAAAUUGUCUAACUUUAAAGGAGAUUUCAACUACCUCCAUUCAAUGAUGGAUGACUUGACAGUUGGUCCUCAAGAUCCAUCAAUGGCUUUGAUUAGACAGCUCGUGACUGAAAUAUGUAUCUUCCCCUUAGGAUCUAAGCUUGUAAAAGACAGGGCUCAAUUUGUAAGGUCAUGAUUGUUCUACGGUCCCCCUGGAUCUGGUAAAACACUUGUAGCUCAUGCUGUUGUACAUGAGACAGCUUCAAUGGUGUUUGAUCUCUCUCCAAUCUCAAUCCAAGGAAGGUACUCUGAGAAGGGCGGUGAAAACAAAAUGGUUGCUUCAGUAUUUGCUUGUGCCAGACAUUUCCAGCCAGCCGUUGUCUACAUUGACGAAUGUGAAAAAGUAUUCCCACAGAAGAAAAAGAAGGGUAAAAAGGGAAAGAAAGCUCCUUCCAGACUCAAGAAACCCAUCAUAGCUUGGAAGAAGAAGCUUCCCCAGAAGGAUAGAAUUUUGAUCAUUGGUUGUUCAAGCGAGCCCCACAAUGCUGUGAAGAAGGAUAUGAGGGCAAUGUGGGACCAAGCUAUUUAUUUCCCUUUCCCUGAUUUCUCCACAAGAAGGAACUUAUGGAAGGACUUUAUCGAGAAAUGCAAUGGAACUGUCACACAGGGCUUCCCGCUUAGUACCUUGGCACAUAUCUCAGUUGGUUAUUCUGCUGGAUCAAUCUACAAAACAUGCAAGCAUGUUUUGACUGAUUACAGGAUCAAGCAGCUGAGGACACGUCCUCUCAGGCUUUCUGAGUUCAUGGGUCCACUCUCACUUACGCAUUGUGCUCUAGAUGACCUGUACAAGGAUUACAGAAAGUUCACAGAUUUCAUCACCAAGGAUGACAAGAGACAAGCUGCAAUGAAAGCAGCAGAGAAUGGUGACAAAGAAGAUGACGGAAAGAAAGGAAAGAAGGGUAAAAAGGGAAAGAAAGGCAAGAAGAAAAAGUAA